UGAGCAACGCACUGACUACACUUAAUCAGAUGCGAGAUUUCGUGUGAGAAACCGAAUUCUCAAAUGCUCGGUAAUCUGUAGACUUGAAUCAUGGAUUUGGAGAAAAUUCAAGAGCAGCUUAAAAGUCACAUUCGCCAGCAUCAGAUUUGGGUGAAUGAAAUGAAAAAAGACCCACAGAAUGUGGAAAUACAGCGCAAAGUGCAGUCAUUGCAAGCAGAACUAACGAAUUUAAAUGAAAAACAGAAACAAGUUGUUCAGCUGUUGAAGAAAAAUAUCCAACCAAAUGCUACGACUCCUCUCAACGGACAGGAACAAAAUGAUCACCCAAAAAAAGGUCAUUCGGAGCAAGCUGUACGUAUGAAUGGCUCCCCAAUAGUCACUCAAACAACUGCCUCUGCCACACAUGAACUAACUUCUUCAUCGACACACAACCCAUCCAAUACUGCUCUGCGGCAUCAAUUCACUUCAGGACCAAUGGAAAGAAAUUCAUUGCCUAAUUUGCAGCAUUCAAAAACUGCUGUCUCUGUUCCAAAAACAACCAAUCAUCACUCUACUUCCACCUAUAACAACGUCAAUUAUCUGAAGAACGAUCGUAGUUGCAUUAAAAAACCCAACAUGGUUACCACGGGAAUACAAACCGUUUCAAGUAAUAAUUUAGGCAACAAUGUCUUGCGAAGACCUGAAGCAAGAAAAAUAUCUCAAGGGAUACAGACCACCACAUCUAAUGGUGAAUCUCGUUCGCCAUUAAAACAAAACACAGAGAAACUGAAUUUCCUUUCCACGCUUGGUCUUAUAACAGUUUCAAAAUGUCGAGAAAUAAACUCGCAGAAAAAUGAACGAAGAAGAAGAACAAGUGCCAUAUUUUCACCGUAUAGUUCAUUUCAAUUUUUUGAUGAACCAAAACGAACAUCCAAUGGAAUAAAACGUGGAAGAGGUCGUGCGUCAAAGAACAGUGACAAUAGUUUAAAAUCUCCCAUGUUGCCCUCACCGGUGUUUGUUCCCAUCAAUGGAUUUAAAUCACCGAAAGAGGAGCCAGAAAAUCAAACAACAGAGAAUACAGAGGAUUUGUUGCAGGAUGGAGAACACGAAGACCAUUGUGCUGUAUGUCAACAAAGUGGAGAAGUUUUGAUGUGUGAUACUUGUAUACUGGUCUAUCAUUUAAAAUGUCUCACUCCGCCACUCACAUCGAUACCUACAGGAAUGUGGAUGUGUCCCAAAUGUCGAGAAAUCAUGAGAAGUAAAGAACCAAUGGAAUGGCCUGGUACACUCGCGGUUGCCCAUUCAUAUCUUAAACACAGAGCUGAAAAAGACAAAGAGAAACAGAAAUUAUUAAAUCGGAAUCAAGAAUUAAAGUUGGAGGAGUUAGAGCUACAAAGGAAGGUUACUGAAUUAAGCAGUGCUAUUGUGACGCAAAUCCAGAAAAAGACUGAAAUAGUUGAAUCGACUAGACAGGCGCAAGAAAAACUUCAGAGACUAAAGAGAUUUAUUCAAAUUGUUCACUCUAGCGAAAGACCAUUUGUAUAUUAAAUGCGUAUUUUGGAAUAAGUAGUUUAUAGAAAGUGUUGUGUUAUCUUAUAUAAUAAGAGAUAAGGACUCCUAGGAAUUAAAGUGUUUACGCAGUUGACAGAUAAA
This is a messenger RNA of Xenia sp. Carnegie-2017, 1632 nucleotides long. RefSeq names its product PHD finger protein 21A-like. The record is from RefSeq and is a predicted model, not a curated record. The transcript is spliced from 14 exons. NCBI's taxonomy places the organism in Eukaryota, Metazoa, Cnidaria, Anthozoa, Malacalcyonacea, Xeniidae. Bases 91 to 1527 code for a protein of 478 amino acids.